AUGUCGCAACAAGCCUCGCUCCAGUCCUUUUUCACCCAGUCUUCCCAGCAAGGGACAGCCCCUCCGCAGAACAGGAAUACUCCGGUUCCCGAUCCAACCCCAUCCGGAGCUCAGGAACAAGAAUUCUCCUCGACCUUUGCAUCACAAUCCGACUACAACGACCCAUACCAACCGAGAAUUGACUACCUCUACCCAAGCAUCGUUCCCCAGGACACUCACACCCAGACGGACCUGAACUACAUUACCUGGGCCAUUAGACAUGCCACCAGCCGAAUCUGCCCACCCACCGACAGGAUGGAAAUCCUCGAAGAGCAAACGACCACACUCCGGAGAACAGUGGACACACUGUAA
This is a messenger RNA of Morchella sextelata, 351 nucleotides long. RefSeq lists its product as uncharacterized. The transcript has a single exon. The record is from RefSeq and is a predicted model, not a curated record. The coding region runs from base 1 to 351 and encodes 116 amino acids. Lineage: Eukaryota; Fungi; Ascomycota; Pezizomycetes; Pezizales; Morchellaceae.